Messenger RNA from Mus musculus (house mouse), 11549 nucleotides. It is a transcript of the gene Usp15, whose product is annotated as ubiquitin specific peptidase 15. Lineage: Eukaryota; Metazoa; Chordata; Mammalia; Rodentia; Muridae. Bases 105 to 3050 code for a protein of 981 amino acids. The transcript is spliced from 22 exons. Gene Ontology annotation, cellular component: cytosol; nuclear body; nucleoplasm. Gene Ontology annotation, molecular function: ubiquitin-modified histone reader activity; K48-linked deubiquitinase activity; cysteine-type endopeptidase activity. The record is from RefSeq and is marked reviewed. Gene Ontology annotation, biological process: monoubiquitinated protein deubiquitination; BMP signaling pathway; transcription elongation-coupled chromatin remodeling.
GGUACAGACCUGCCGGCGGGGCGGGGCCGGGGACGCCAUUCCCACAAUGCUCCGGGGCGUGCCGCCGCCGUCGCCGCCGCCUCCGCUACGGCUAGUGGAAGAAGAUGGCGGAAGGCGGAGCGGCGGACCUGGACACCCAGCGUUCUGACAUCGCGACGCUGCUCAAAACCUCGCUCCGGAAAGGGGACACCUGGUAUCUAGUAGAUAGUCGGUGGUUCAAACAGUGGAAAAAAUAUGUUGGCUUUGACAGCUGGGACAAAUACCAGAUGGGAGAUCAAAAUGUCUAUCCUGGACCCAUCGAUAACUCUGGACUUCUCAAAGAUGGCGACGCGCAGUCACUUAAGGAGCACCUUAUUGAUGAGUUGGAUUACAUACUCUUGCCAACUGAGGGCUGGAAUAAACUUGUCAGCUGGUACACACUGAUGGAGGGCCAGGAGCCAAUAGCAAGAAAGGUGGUAGAACAGGGUAUGUUUGUAAAGCACUGCAAAGUAGAAGUCUACCUCACAGAACUGAAGCUCUGUGAGAACGGGAACAUGAACAAUGUUGUAACUCGGAGGUUUAGCAAAGCUGACACAAUAGAUACGAUUGAGAAGGAAAUAAGAAAAAUCUUCAAUAUUCCAGAUGAGAAGGAGGCCAGACUGUGGAACAAGUAUAUGAGCAACACAUUUGAACCACUGAAUAAGCCAGACAGCACCAUCCAGGAUGCCGGCCUAUACCAAGGACAGGUGUUAGUGAUAGAGCAAAAAAAUGAAGAUGGAACGUGGCCCAGGGGUCCCUCUACUCCUAAGUCCCCAGGUGCAUCCAAUUUUUCAACUUUACCAAAGAUCUCUCCUUCAUCUCUAUCAAAUAAUUAUAACAACAUCAACAACAGAAAUGUGAAAAACUCAAAUUAUUGUCUCCCGUCAUAUACUGCUUAUAAGAACUAUGAUUAUUCAGAACCUGGAAGAAACAAUGAACAGCCAGGCCUGUGUGGCUUAAGUAACUUGGGAAAUACGUGUUUCAUGAACUCAGCCAUUCAGUGUUUGAGCAACACACCUCCACUUACUGAAUAUUUCCUCAAUGAUAAGUACCAAGAAGAGCUGAAUUUUGACAAUCCCUUAGGAAUGAGAGGUGAAAUAGCUAAAUCAUACGCUGAACUCAUCAAGCAGAUGUGGUCUGGAAAGUUUAGCUACGUCACUCCAAGAGCAUUCAAGACACAGGUAGGGCGCUUCGCACCUCAGUUCUCUGGAUAUCAACAGCAGGACUGCCAAGAACUACUGGCUUUCCUGUUGGAUGGACUGCACGAGGACCUGAAUAGAAUUAGGAAAAAACCCUAUAUCCAGUUAAAAGAUGCUGAUGGCAGGCCAGACAAGGUGGUUGCUGAAGAAGCCUGGGAGAACCAUUUAAAGCGAAAUGAUUCCAUCAUAGUAGACAUAUUCCAUGGCCUUUUCAAGUCUACGUUAGUGUGUCCUGAGUGUGCUAAGAUCUCGGUGACCUUUGACCCUUUCUGUUACUUGACUCUUCCAUUGCCUAUGAAAAAAGAACGUAGCUUGGAAGUUUAUUUAGUUAGAAUGGAUCCACUUGCUAAACCUAUGCAAUACAAAGUUAUUGUGCCCAAAAUUGGAAAUAUACUAGAUCUUUGUACAGCGCUGUCUGCUUUGUCGGGAGUACCUGCAGAUAAGAUGAUAGUCACUGACAUAUACAAUCAUAGAUUUCACAGGAUAUUUGCCGUGGAUGAAAACCUGAGUAGUAUUAUGGAGCGGGAUGAUAUUUACGUGUUUGAAAUUAACAUCAACAGGGCAGAAGACACAGAGCAUGUAGUUAUCCCUGUCUGCCUAAGAGAAAAAUUCAGACACUCAAGUUACACUCACCACACUGGCUCUUCACUGUUCGGCCAGCCUUUUCUUAUGGCUAUACCACGAAACAAUACUGAAGAUAAACUCUAUAAUCUUCUACUCUUGAGAAUGUGCCGGUAUGUCAAAAUGUCUACUGAAACUGAGGAAACAGAUGGACACCUACGUUGCUGUGAGGACCAGAAUAUUAAUGGGAAUGGGCCAAAUGGCCUACAUGAAGAGGGUUCACCAAGUGAGAUGGAAACCGACGAGCCAGAUGACGAGUCCAGCCAGGAUCAAGAGCUUCCCUCAGAGAACGAGAACAGUCAGUCUGAAGAUUCAGUCGGAGGAGAUAACGAUUCUGAAAAUGGAUUGUGCACUGAAGAAACAUGCAAAGGUCAACUUACGGGACACAAAAAGCGCUUGUUUACAUUCCAGUUCAACAACUUAGGCAACAAUGACAUCAACUACAUCAAAGACGACACCAGUCACAUCCGAUUCGAUGACAGGCAGCUUCGGCUGGACGAAAGAUCUUUUCUCGCUUUGGACUGGGACCCUGACUUGAAGAAGAGAUACUUUGAUGAGAAUGCUGCAGAGGAUUUUGAAAAACAUGAAAGUGUGGAAUACAAACCUCCAAAAAGGCCCUUUGUGAAGUUAAAAGACUGCAUUGAGCUCUUCACCACCAAGGAGAAGCUGGGUGCUGAGGACCCCUGGUAUUGUCCAAAUUGUAAAGAGCAUCAGCAAGCCACAAAGAAAUUAGAUCUGUGGUCCCUGCCUCCAGUUCUUGUGGUGCAUCUCAAGAGAUUCUCCUAUAGUCGCUACAUGAGAGACAAGCUAGAUACAUUAGUCGAUUUUCCCAUCAGUGACUUGGAUAUGUCAGAAUUCCUAAUUAACCCAAAUGCAGGUCCUUGCCGCUAUAAUUUGAUUGCUGUUUCCAACCACUAUGGAGGGAUGGGAGGAGGACAUUAUACUGCUUUUGCAAAAAACAAAGAUGAUGGGAAGUGGUACUAUUUCGAUGACAGUAGCGUCUCCACUGCAUCUGAAGACCAAAUCGUGUCCAAGGCAGCGUACGUGCUCUUCUACCAGAGACAGGACACUUUCAGUGGGACUGGCUUCUUCCCUCUUGACCGAGAAACUAAAGGUGCUUCAGCUGCCACAGGUAUCCCCCUGGAAAGUGACGAAGACAGCAAUGAUAAUGACAAUGACCUAGAAAAUGAAAACUGUAUGCACACUAAUUAACGAAAGUGCAAGAAGCCAUAGGAGAGACUUUCCUGCUGGUGGUGUCUAUGGAGAUGAAGUUAUCACCACAUGAAACAGAAGUCUGAGAUGAGGAGUUUCAGAUACCCGAAUGUAAAUCCUUUAUCAGAUUUUAACUUGUGCAGUACUUGAAGUGAAACACAAUGAAAACUUUAACAGAAAUUGUCUCUUAAUACAUUUACAGUCUUGUAUUUACAAGCUAAAUAUAUAUAGGAAAUCACAAAUAAAUCCCUUUUAAGUUUGCUGCUGUUUUGAUGAAUUAUGUUUUCUUUAAUUUUUUGGAUGUGACUUAAUUGAUGACAAAUGUUAAAUUUGUGGAUGUUGGUCAUUAAUUUUGCUCUAAUAAUACUGCAAGAAAACCAUGGCUGAACUUAGUUCUUGGGUAAUCUAGUUCCUGCGCGUUAGGCUGCCUGUCUGCGCCAUCCGGGUACUUAGCUGCUGUGUCGGUGUGGCUCAAAUACUGCAGUGUCCUUGGUACACCAGAUUCUCUGAUCUGUCCCUGGUAAUCAGUGUGGGUCUGUUCCCACCACGUGAGGAACAGUCUUGAGGAAGUUCCCUUUUGUUGUCUCAUUAAAGUGCAGGCCAUGACAUUGACUUCCCUCGCUGUGGGAACGAACGCCUUCUAGAUUUCACAUGCCAUCAGAAUCAUUUUCAGCUACAUGUAUGUAUUUUUCACUGCAAUUGGAAUCUAUUUAAAUUUUUCAAUUUUGUUUUGGUUUAGAAUGCUUAUCUUCACUCCACUGUUGGUUCAAUAUUAAAGGUUUUUGCUAUUAGUCCCUACUCCAUUUUGGUAAUUUGGCAACUUUUUAGCUCUCCCAGUUACUGUAGCUUUAAGGCGGGCUGGUUAGUACUCUGUAUCUGUAGUAAGAAUUGCAUCACAGUUAGGCGAGGCUUUCUGUUCACGUACUAGCCUUUAACUCAUCGAUAACUGGGCUAUAGAGGUAGGUCUGUUAACUUUCUCUGUGUGUUCCUGAUGGAAUUCACCAUAGCCUUACAGCUUUUCUCGGAAGGUAACCUGUAUAAGAGAAAUAGCGUUUGCAUGUUCCAGAGUCAGAACCUUGCAGCACAUGACGCACACAAACCUUGGGUUUCAUUUAGCUUCUCACAGUCAAGGAUCCAAGACGCCAAAUCUAUGUGUGAGCAUUUGACACAUUCUCAUUUGCUGCUUCUCUCUCCCUCUGAUCCAGUUGAAGGAAUGUAUGGGUGACUGGCAGGCAGUGCUGCCUUCAAUAGGAAACUAAACGCUGGGGCCCAUCUCCCACCCGACUACCUGAGAAACCGCUUUGUGUCCCACUGUUACUAAAGCAGAAAGUAUAGUGUUCUUCACUUGAACUAAUCAAAUACAAUAGAUUAUAAAUUGUGUAUUGUAAAUAAAAGUUCACUCUGUGAGUGCACAUUUUGGUAAAUUAUUUAUUUAUGUUAACAUUAUAAAAGAAAGGGAAAAAAUGCAUUUGGCCAGGAUAAGUAAGGUAUGUUGGUCAUGGCUUUGCUUUAUAUCUUGAUAUUAAAGCUGGUUUUUGAUCCUGGUCUUUUAAAAGCUGCUUUAGGUAUCGAUUCUUUUUUUUUUUUUUUUUCUGUUCUUUCUCUUUUUUCUUUUUUUUUUCUUUCUCUCUCUCUCUCUUUUUUUAAAUGUAAACUGACCUCCUGCAUGACAGAGGUUAAUAUUUUGUCUGCACUUGGGUUCACUUGAGUUUACAUUUGAAAUGUGCAUGUUUAUUUAUACAGAUUUCAAUAAAGCUAUUGACGGCCUUAUUUAGUCUUUUAUUUCUUACUCUGAAACCACUGAAGUAAAUCCAGUUUUCUGCAUAGACGACUUGACUGUACAGUGACAUUAUAGUUAGUAUUACAAAGGGAAUCAAAUCCUAUUGAGGAUGUUUUAAACUUGGGUCGGUGUUGUUUUAACUCACAUACUCAUUGAGCAGACAGUGCAGUUUUCUGCUUGCCUUUGGAGCAUGUAUUCGUUCUGCCCUUAAACUUACUUUCAUAUGUUUAAAGUCCAUGUUAACUUCUCAUAGACCUAGAUUAUAGUAUCCACCCUGACUCAUUUGCUUUCUGUUGUAUUUUGUUUGUGUUGUUUACUUCCUAAUCCAUUUGCUUGGCUAUUGAGAGGGUCUUAGGCUGACCUUCACCGCCCCUGAAGCCCAGGCCAGGCUCAAAGUCUUGAUCAUCCUGCCUAGGCCUCUGAAAUGCCGGGACUGCAGAUGAGAACCACCAUGCCCUGACUCAGACCACAUCCUUUCAAUGCAUGCCAUCAAGUCCUUUUCUCACUGAGAAGAAACAUUUAGAGAAUGCUGUGGAUGCCGUUGAGUCUGUCAGACGAUCGCUUCAUCUGCAAAAAUUAACCUUGUAGCAUAAAAAAAAAAAGAACUAAAGAGAUGUUCAUAUGGAAUACAGGGUCAUUAGGAAUAGAUUUAGAUUAGAAUUCUACUGGUAACUUUGCCUGUUAGUAAUUGUAUGAUUUUGAACUUACUCUUUCUUAGCCUGUCUCUUGACCUAUAAAGUAAUGACAACUCCAGUAGCAGCUGUUUAUGGAGGGCUUGCUCUAAACCAGUCACUCUAUUAAAAUGUGUGUGUGUGUGUGUGUGCGCGCGCGCACAUUCUCCCAUCUCAUCCCUCAAGAGCUGUGUGGUAGGGACCAGACCAUUCAUUAUCUUCACCUCCCAUACGUUGUGUCCCAAAGUUCUCACAGUUAUUGUGUGGUGACGUCCGCAUCGUCCCCUCAGACACAUACCGCCUCACUGUGUCACAGUGCCUUUCUCACCACACAACUCAAAUGAGGUCAUCUCGUCUUCCAGCAGGCAGGCUUUUGUGAACAAUGUGGCACUUGUUGCUGAUUGCUUCUGUCUGCGUGGAAAGUGCUGUUGUUAGAGAAUUUAGCUUCCAGUAGGAAGAGUAGCAGCUGGUACACUUAGCCUUUCACCUUUCAUUCCACAAUGAACUUUAUCGACGUAUCACACUAUUCGCUAUUUUGAUUGCAUGUUAAAUAUUACGUGGUAUAUGAUUUAAACCAUUCCCCUAAUUUCAACCUGAAUUUCAAGUCUCUUUAAUUUUUUUUAACUUCACAUGUAAUUUCUCUAUUAUAUUUCACUUUAUUUGGGAAGGAGAGUGCAUGUCAUGGCACGUGUGGAGAUCAAAGGACAACUUGCAGAACUGUGGUCUCCUCUCCUACCACGUGGGCCCCUUGAGAUCGAUGGAAGUGCCUUUACCUGCUGAGCCAUCUUACCUUAAUUGUUUUGUUAGUUCAGGGAAGGGCACAGGUAUACUAUGGUGAGCACAGGGUGGCUAGAGGAUUAGUGGCAUCUUUUCUCUCCUUCCAGAGAUCGAACUUGGAACAUCAGGGUUUCAUAGGGAGCGCCUUUACCCACUGAGCCAUCUCACAGGCCCUGUGUUUAUAUUUAAAUGACCUCUGACAAAGCUGUAGCCUGGUGCUUUUAAGUAAUCCUUGCUUUGGCUUAUAAUCUGAUUUUAGUAAUUCUUGUGUUUUUCCUUGCAUGGCAGACAACAAGGUAUUAAGAACCACACAAAACAUUGAGUUCAGCAUAAAGAAAACCAACUCGUACCUAAAUUAGAUGUUGCACAAGGGCAGCGCUUUUUGUGGCUAUCUUAUUAGAAGAAAGCCACGAGAGAUUCUGAGAGAAGGUGAGCGUUGCAUACCAAAGGAGAAAGUCAAAGAAGAGCCUGCCUGAAAGGAGGCAGUUCCCACCUGUGGCCAUGCUCAGCACUGGUACCCAGCCGAUUUUCAGUCAGGCUUUCUGCCUUUCAACUCUACGGGCUGCUGUUUGACGGCUGCCCGCUCCCGGUCCCGCUGUUUGUCCGGGUGCACAGUUGCACAGGUUAGAUUCUCUUGCCAGUGUCACUAAGAUAGGAAUGUGAAGAGACCUUGUGUCCCAUUGAGGAGUCGGGUCCUCCAAAAGAUUGAAUGCCACCUUGUCUGAAGCCAAAGAACAGUAGUAGUCUUCCUAGUUCUUACUCUAUAACAGAAUUGAUUUCUUUUACUGCCUGAAGAAUUUUAAAAUAGUUUCUUUUAAAAAUAAUGUUGAUGCUUCCAGGUAAUUCUUUUGAGUGCUGCUUGACCAGAAGAUAAAGAAAAAAACCAAGUGUGUUUAUACCCUUGGUGGUGCAGGUGCAGGUGUGUGUUAUAUAUUGUUUCGUGGCCAGAUUUUCCUAAUGAGAAAAAAAUAUUUUUCUUAAGCAUUCCAGAUUUGGGACAUUUUGAUUCAGUAUGUAUAUGCUUUGUGUAUUUAAUUCAUAUUUACUAUAAAUUACAGAAGAAAUUGCUAAAUAGUUUAGAUGGCAUGUUUGUUUAGAGCUAAAUAUAUUAAAUUUUUAUAAGGGACAUGGUUUCCAAAAUAGCAGAUUUGGGAAAAUAAAAUAUAUGUAUAGUAAAAAUUCAAAUACUAAGCAAGCCUUGUUUUCACUAUUAGAAAGAUCAGGAAAUCUUGUCUUUAAAGAAAUGGCUAAUAUAAAACACAGUCCAAAGAUUAUUUGUGGCGAAUACAAGCACUGAGAUACAUACCUGUAUCAUACUGUGCUCUCAUGAUUCCCCAGCUAUUUGGGGCUCCUGCAACUAGCCAGAGUAGUUGAAGGGAAAGACCCUAAAUUACUAUCUGAAUUCAAAAGUAGAUAAACUACUAAAAAAUCAAGUUGUUUUUUGGACAAGAGUUUCAAGAAAUAAAGGAAAAAAAAACAAAAAACAGUCAGAUGGGUUUCACUAUUGGUUUGUUGUUGAGGUCUGGUCCCCUGCCAAAUUUUGCAAAGGUGCUAAAAAUACAACCAUCUCUUUGGGAAUGGUAUUUUAAAUAGUACUGUAAAAAUAAAGCUACAUUUUUAAAUAAUUUUUUAUAUCUCUGUGUGUGUGUGUGUGUGUGUGUGUGUGUGUGUGUGUGUGUGUGUGUGGUGCAUGCCACACGUGUGGGGAAAUCCAUGGAGGCCAGAAGAAGGCAUUGGGUGCCCUGGAGCUGGAGUUACAGGUGCUUGCUGGAAACUGAGUAUCUGGAAGAGCUGGAAGUGCUCUGUUAACUGCUGAGCCCUCUUUCUAGCCCCAAGACUGCAUUUUUAAUAUGCACAAAAUCAAAUACUCUGAAUGUUUACGUUGUUUUGGCAGCUGACUGUUCUUCAGUAGGAAAGCUUGCCAGGUUUGUGGCUUAUUUUGCUAAUGUUUUCCCCCCGCAUAUCAGCAAUUUAUAGCUUCAUCGGUUUAAUUGGGUGGGGGGUGGGGGCUAAGUUUCAUCUUCUGUGACCUUUCAGAUUUGCUUGUGGCUAACAUACUUGUCUGACUCCUCACACAGUCAAGAGAGCAGGGAACAGCCUGCCUGCUGUCCCUGUUUAUAAGGCCUCGUAAUGUAACCUUAGCCAUUUCAGCGUAAGGGUUACUGAACGGCAGCCUGUGGCAUAAGCUCCAUCUUUAGAAAGGUCUGCUCUCUAGGAUUGUAUCGCUCAGCCCAGUUCCUGCCACCUCGGUGCAUUCUCUGUUCUACCAGAGUGCCCUCUAUCAAGUUUUGAUCUUAACGUUCUCUUUUAACCUCUGUCUUCAGAUUCUCCACAGAAACAAGACCAAUAGGCUGUACAACUAGAAAGUUUCUGUGACUGAAGCUGACAACUUCUAAGACCCACAGUUAUCAAGCCAGACCCAAGAAUGCACAGACAACCUAGAAAGCCAGGGACAAUCUUCCAGCCUAAAAGCCAGCAAGCUUGAGAACAAGAAGAGCCAGUUCCCUUUUGAAUCCAGAGGACAGAGAGGACAGGGGUGCCAGCGCAGGGCAGUCAAGCACAAGGGGAGACAUGUCCCUUUCUUUCAUGCUGACCUUUAUUUAGUUGGGAUGAGACUCAACACUGGGAAGGCAAGCAUAUUCACCGUCCAUACUUAAUGCUCAUCUCGUCCAAGAAGAUGCUCGGAAGCAGCCAAAAUAGUUGGGUACUCUGUACCCAGGCUAGUAGAUAUAAACCCCUUCACGUGUAAGUGUGCAUUAGACACAGGGCUAGACCACUGGUGGUGUGGGCCUACCACUUGUGUGCACUCAUCUCUCUCUCUCUCUUGAUUUAUAAAGUAGGGCAAGUCCAGAAUCUCCUCAAAAAGUACUUAGACCGAGAUAGAUGUUAAUUAGAAGACAGAAAUCUGGUCUAUGAAAACUGUUUGCUUAGCCAACCAGUGAAAUGCCUUCAGAUGUCCCGUUCUAAUGUUGGGGACCAGUGUGGAAACCACAGUCCCCCGUGCACCAGACUCCGGCCCCAGCACUAAUGAACUCCCUUGAGAUAGAUCCUAAGGCUUGGAUUGUCUUAAGCUUUAUAAAGGGUGCAACGGGUGUUUUUACUAAGGAAACAGACACAGGGUAAUCAAUAGUUGCUAGAACCAUGUCGUCUGCUACGAUCAUGCUUGAGGAAAAAGAUUAAGAACUACCUCCAUCCAACUUCUUACCUUUCCUCAAAUGCAUUCUUCAGCUUUACCAUCCCUAUAGGGCUUUCCCAUGCAUUCUCCUUGCCUGGUCUGUUUGCUCUACUGCCAGACACAUCUAUCCAAAGGGCAGUCCCCUAUCUUUUCAGUCGCUCGCUGCACUGGCUAUAAGUCACGAGUCCGUCCUCCCCCACUACACCUGAUAGAACAUAGUGGGAUCGAGUAUUUCUGUACAUAAACUGUCUUCACACAGACAUUUCCUCACAGCGACCCUGUACUCCCAUCCCACGAGGCUGGGACAGGAACAGAAGGAUCAUACAUUUAAGGACCUUCUGAGCUACAGACUGAGUUCAAGUCCAGACUUUAAACUUCGGGAAGAACCCGUCUUCAGCAUAGAAAAUGCAGGCUGGGGGCGUCGCUUAGUGGUAGAGCAUUUGCUUCAGCCUCCAGCACACACACAAGCUUUCUCAAGCAUCGCUGCCCUUGUGGUUUUAUGUUUCUAGCAUUAAUGAGCACACGCUUUAAGUUUUAAACGUAAAUACUCUUUUUGGGUGUGCAUUAAAAAAUAGUGUAGGGCUAGGAAUCCCCUGUGUCCCCAGUAUGGGAUGGGGGUUGGGAGGUAGAUGCUAGGUGAGGUAACAUUUUAAAUCCAGUACGUUUAGGACAUUCGGAAUAUUCAAACUUGGACGUAUAUUGAUUUUCACUCAGAUUAACUUCCCUACAGUCCAAAGCGCUGUGCCUGUCUGUACACUUUCCCGAGAUGCUGUUCAGGUUCCCGUUUGCAUGUUUAUGGAUUUACAGCUUAGUACAUGGGUUUUUUUUUUUUUUUUUUGGUUUUUUAAUAAUGCUCUCAGUGUAAGCUUUUAUGUUUUUCAGGAAGGUGUAUGUUGGACUCAAAGUAAAAUAGAGUAUGUAGUAAGUAGCUGUUAUUAAAUGGUUCUUAUUUCAUGUAGAUUUUCUAGGGGACUUUUACUGUAAGGAAUUCUUUGUUCUAAUAAAGACAUGCUGCUAUCUUUUGGUCUUAUCAGAGAUCAACCCAGAUUUCCAUUUGUGUGGGGCCCUCUUUCCAUAUGGACAGCCCUGUCUGGAAGCAGCCAAGCAUCGCCUUUUUAAUCUGAAACAUCUCUCCGCUGUGCUCAGAUAGUUAACGUGAUUCAGCUCCUCUGUGCUCAGAUAGUCAGGUGGUUCAGUUUCCUGGUUUUACUUCUGGGGGUUUUCUUGUGACUUGUUUGCCUCAAUCAUGUACAUAGGACGUUAGGAAAUGUUUAGAUGACAGAAGUGAACUGUCAUCUACGACUGUUGAGAUGGCUAAUGGGUAAGGGCCCUAGCCUGUAAGCCUAUGACCCUAGUUCCAUCCAUGGGGCCCACAUGGUGGACGGAGAGAAACAAUUUCUGUCAAUUUGUAUUGAUAGUCCUUUAAAAACUUGUCAGUUUGGAAUAUUCUAGUACUUCUCUGCAAAUUCUGGAUUUUUUUUAAAAAAAAGUAAAUUCUACUUGUGCCCGUGUUUUACAUUGAGUUAGACCUGCUGGAGCCGGGGUCCAGAAGGGUGGUCAGCUGGCAGACUUUUAGAAAGUGGAGGGUCUUUCUUUAACAAAAGCUCUGUUCAGUUUUUCUCAAAAGCCACAAAGUGGCAUCUUGAAACUGGGGUGAGAACCCAGAGGUGUCACAUCAGCUGUGAUCAUCCUCUCAGUCUUUGUGACCAGUGUCCAAGAUUAGAGUCCUCAGAGCCAAGAGUAUGUCCUUCCAUCUCUUAAACCCACAAGCUUUGUCUCGGGAAGUUUGAACUUGGAAAGUAAGAAAAACAGAAUUUUUUUAACUCUAGCACAAAGCUCUUGCUCAUGAAAUUCACAAUCCGGGGACCUUUUCUUUCUUUUCAGGUGCUAUGGCUCGAACCCAGGGCCUCACACACGGUAGGCAAACACCCCCCCCCCCUUCAGCUCCAUUCUCACUCUCCGGCGCUAUCGUAUCAAGUGACAUGUUUCACAGUAUAGAUGAAUGUACACUAUGUAAACAGCCACUGCAUUUGCAAUGUAUGAAAUUGCCCUUUGUAAUAUCAAUAAAUGUAAUAAACAUGUUUUGGUCAAUCGAA